UCUACCCUCAGCCAGAAAAUUUCCUCCAAUAAACUUGACCCUGAUCUCUCUCUCUCUUUGUGCAAGCAAAUCAAGAGAUCCGAACCCAACCCAUCAGCCAUGUUGCUGGGAAAAAGGUCUCGUCCUCCGAUGAAGAGAACCACCAGUAUGACCGAGUUCACUUUAGAUCUAAGCAUCGGAUUCGGUAGCGACGUCGCCCCUCCACCGACAACUCACCCUUCAUCGGCUACCGUUGGUACUACUGGAGAUCAACGUUUCCUUAACUCAAUUGUCUCUCCACGCCCACAUCGCCGGAAUUCAGCCGAUUUCCAGCUUGAAACCGCUCACUUCUUGCGGGCUUGCUUCCUUUGCAAGCGCCGCCUUAUCCCCGGCCGAGAUAUAUACAUGUACAGGGGAGAUAGUGCUUUCUGUAGUCUAGAGUGCCGCCAACAACAGAUGGCUCGAGACGAGCGUAAAGACAAGCUUUCACCUUCAACAAAGAAAGUCGUCGAUGGUUCGGCAGCAUCAACCGUGUUGGUGUCCGGUGGAAAUUCGGAAAUUGUCUCCGCCCAAGUGGAGAGCAUCGCUGCAGCCGCUGUCUAGAUCUUGAUCAAUGAAAAGCCAUCGGAUCCCGCUUGAAUCAAUCAUCAUCUUAUAUAUAAAAUUAUUUGUAUGUGUAUUCUCGGGAGAUAUCAAGUCAAUAAAAAAAAAUAUCAACGAUGCAAUUGAUUUUGAUUUGUUUGGUUAGUUUUGUCCUAAUUUCAUUGGAGACUAUUGUUGUUAUCUUA
Impatiens glandulifera is the source of this 767-nucleotide messenger RNA. RefSeq names its product FCS-Like Zinc finger 5-like. The coding region runs from base 100 to 582 and encodes 160 amino acids. The transcript has 2 exons. Lineage: Eukaryota; Viridiplantae; Streptophyta; Magnoliopsida; Ericales; Balsaminaceae. The record is from RefSeq and is a predicted model, not a curated record.